ACACCAACGAUUGUGUACUGAACCUCGCUGCACCCACCACCGACAUGGAGCAGCACUCGAAUCUUCGAGAUACCGCGUCCGAAGAGAUUCCCGAUAUCCCCUCGUUGGUUGAAUUUGAUUCAGGUACAUACUUUUGGGAGUCUGCUAGACCAUGGUUGUCUCGGAGAGGUGUAGAACUAUACGAAAUACGCCCCGAUGAGAAUCCUCUGCAUAACUGGAAAAACUGGUGGACGCCCUUGGUUAGCACGCCCGCGCCUCUGCCUUUUGCACGGUGCGUGUUCGACACACCGAGCAAACAGAACAUUUUCUCUCCCGCUCUGAAAUUGGCAUGCGGCCAAGACUCCCUAGGCAGAGACGUUAUGUUGAAGCUCGUCGAGAAGGACAGCCCGGAAUACAGCAUUUACCAGCUUUUGAUCCAGCGCGAGGAUUCGUUUACAGACCGGAGCACGUUUCCAUGUGUUCUUCCGCCUCUUGCCAUCCUCGAUACCCCUCAUCAAUACUCCAUCGUUACGAUGCCUACUUGGGGAAGUCCUUUCCACAUCGAAGAAUUCCGAACUGUACGUGAAGCGCUGCGCUUCAUGGAGUGUAUACUUCAGGGUCUCGUCUAUUUACAUGCUAAUCGGAUAGCACACCGAGACAUCUUUGAGUUCAAUAUCGUUGUCAACUGCUAUAGGCUUGACCGGGAUAUGGAACGUCUUUCCGAGGACUUGGUCGACCAUCGACGACGGGCGGACGUUUUAUACGCUCUUAUGGACUAUGAUCAGUCUAUAUACCUUCCUCAUGUUACCUCCGUGAAGCACUGCUCUCGCCCUGCCAAGGAAGCGUGGGUGGGGUACGGUAUGUACAAGCCAGAUGACAUUUAUACUGGCGAACCGACGUACAACCCCUUCGCAUUUGACGUUGGCAUGCUGGGUAACUUGUUCCGAACCAACUUCUCAAAAGCGGUCCCAUUCGUGACGGCCUUGCCAGCACUGUUUGACAAGAUGACAACUCACAUUGUCUCACAGAGAUUCAGUGCCGAAGAAGCGCUCGCGUUCUUCAAAGCUUCGACGAAGGAUCUCACCCAAGACGCACUCGAGGCAUCCCUGGAACUGACUAUGGAGUACGAGCCUCUGUAUGACUCCGACGUAUAUUGGUCGCGGUUACCUUCAGAACUCCAAGCGAGAUGGAUAUGUCAUAGGACUCCCCCACUCCCACGUUGGUUCUAUGUUUUGAAUCGGUUGAUUCAGAUCCCCGUUUGUCGUAGGAUAAUACUUCCCGUCCGUCGCUGCUUGGGAAUUUAGAUCCUCUCUCUGCUUAUCACUCGCCAGGCGAAAUCAUACGCCGGAACCCAGCCUAUGUUCACUCUGGCGGUGGCACUCUUCUGACCCACAUAUACACGUGUAUGUUACAGUUCCGUGCCGUUCCCAUCUAUCCUCAUGCGGAUGUUGUAGAUCUGCGCCCAGAAAAUUUGAUGAUAUUGGC
Molecule: messenger RNA, 1464 nt
Organism: Dichomitus squalens LYAD-421 SS1
Lineage: Eukaryota; Fungi; Basidiomycota; Agaricomycetes; Polyporales; Polyporaceae
Exons: 7
Coding region: 45-1283 (412 amino acids)
Source: RefSeq, a predicted model, not a curated record